UUUAUUUCUAUAAAAAAUAGAAAUAAAAAAUAAAUAGUCGGAGAUCAUGCGCCUGGAACCAAUCUCGAUAGCGUCUCCUUUGCGGUGCUUUGCUCCCUUAAUUUGGUGGGUUGGCCUGCCUUUUCGUGGCUUCGAGGCUCGUAGAUCUCAUUCUCAUCGUUUCUUCUUCGAGAUCUUGUUUGGAAGUGCUGGAUCUUAAAGCAAAGGGAGUGAUACAGUGUUUUUUUUCAACAUCACGAUUCGAAUAAAAUAUUAGAAGCAAUAUGUUUCAGCAAUCAAGUAGUCGCAACUCGCAUAAUAAAGAGUCCAAAGUCAAGAGAGGAAUACAGAUAACUUUGCUUUUAGUUGUCGCUAUAUGGUUGCUCAAUCAGUUUAGCAAGAAUGAGUAUACUGAAACUGUCCAUAUCAACUUUGAUCCAGAAGAAGAUAUUGAUUUUGGUCGCAAGGUGAAAGCAGGAUCAGAGAAUGUGAUCAUCAUUGAUGGUCAGAAAAGUGACUUUGAUGAGACUGGUGGAGAUCAAGUCGAGGCUUUUGGCCAGUAUAAUGAAGAGAAGAAUGAAAAUGAGUCUUUUAGUAAAGAAAAAGAGGAAUCUCAAGAAGAUAUUUUAAAUACUAGUCAUACAGAAAUCAAUGAACAACUCAACAGUAAAGAUGAGAGUGAUUAUUUGAGGAACAACAAAGAUGUGAUUAGAGGAACUACUAACGACAAAGACGAUGUGUUAGAGCUGCCUGGUCAAACAGAUAGUGUAAGCUCAAUGGAUCAAAAUGAAGGGAAACAUGCAGAAGAUAAUUCUGAUCAUGGAAAUGAGUUGGUCACACUUGAUAGAGCAAAAGAAGACACCAUUAAAGAAAUAACUUCUCAAGAAGAAAGACUUCUGAGCUCCAAGGAUCAAUCAGAUGGCAGAGUGAACACUGAGAAAGUUGAAAAGGAGACCAUCAAUUUGAAUGAAGAGGUUAACUUAGAGACAGAAGGUAGCAGUUAUGCUAGUUCUGAAGUGGACAAGGAAUCAGUUGAUCCUCACGAAGAUGUUAAAUUGGAGGCAGAAAUUAAUAGUGAAAACAAUUCUGAAGUUGAAAGUGAGACAGUUGAUAUUCAUGGAGAGACCAAAUUAGAGACAGAAGGUAAUGGUGAAAAUAAUUCUGAAGUUGAAAAGGAGUUAAUUGAUGCUGAUGCAGAGAACAAAUUAGAGACAGAAGGUAAUAGUGAUAGUAAUUCUGAAGUCGAGAAGGAAACAAUUGAUACUCAUGGAGAGACCAAAUUAGAGACAGAAGGUAGUAGUGAAAAUAAUUCUGAAGUUGGAAAUGAGACAAUUGAGACUCUUGGAGAGACCAAAUUAGAGACAGAAGGUAGCAGUGAAAAUAAUCCUGAAGUUGCAAAUGAGACAAUUGAGACUCUCGGAGAGACCAAAUUAGAGACAGAUAGUAGUAGGGGAAAUGGUUCUGAAGUUGAAAAGGAGACAAUUGGUUCCCAGGGAGAGGUUGAAUUAGGUACUGUAGGUAACAGUGAGAAUAGUUUGGAUGAUACUACAGACAUUGCAAACACACAUGAUGGAAGCAUAUCCCUUCCUAAAGAAGAAAGUGAAGUGUCAACAGACAAAGAAUCUAUUGACGCAGUACAAUUCCUUGACGAGCAUGCCUCUGAUGGUGUCAAAAAUGAUGCUGAAGAAAAGGAAGAUUCAAAGUCUAAUGAGGAUGCACUCGAAUCAAAAUUAGAUAGUAUCUCUGAGGAUCAAAAUGCUGGCACUGAAAGUGGAAAAUCAUCUGAUAACAAUGAGAACUUGGAAAAUCCUUCUAUGAAAAAUAAUGCUGAAGAAGAAAAGGUAAAUUCAAAAUCUAACCAGGAUGCGUUUGAAUCUAAAGGAGACAUUACAUCUGAGGAUCAAAAUGCUGGCAAUGAAAAUGGAAACUCUUCCAAUAACAAUGAUAACUUGGAAAAUUCUGCAGUUGAGGGAGGCAAUUUUUCCACACAGAAAAACACUGGCGAUACCAUCUUCGAAGACACAACUGAACCAAAACCCAAAGAAGAAACUAUCUCUGAGUUUGGUAAUGACAAUGCUUCUACUGGUAGGAAUGUCAAUCCAGAAUCAUCAAGCCAAGGUGCUAAAGAUACAGAAUAAUAUUGUUCUUAGUUACCUACAGAGUCAAGAAACAUGCAUAUCAUAAUACAUGAUUUUCAUCAUAUAUAAGUAGAUUGAAGAACACUACUAAAUAGAAUUAGCUGAGCUCUUUGCCUGAACCUGGCACUUUCGCUGCAUAUGUAAUGACAACUAGUAUGUCAUAUUUUGAUGCAAUGUAAACUACUCUUUGUAAAAUCAAUAAAAUCUUUACAGAAGUAUAUUUUCUGUUA
Molecule: messenger RNA, 2347 nt
Organism: Zingiber officinale
Lineage: Eukaryota; Viridiplantae; Streptophyta; Magnoliopsida; Zingiberales; Zingiberaceae
Product: TNF receptor-associated factor family protein DDB_G0272098-like
Exons: 3
Coding region: 264-2117 (617 amino acids)
Source: RefSeq, a predicted model, not a curated record